This is a messenger RNA of Vicia faba (fava bean), 1215 nucleotides long. The record is from the annotation of a GenBank genome assembly. Lineage: Eukaryota; Viridiplantae; Streptophyta; Magnoliopsida; Fabales; Fabaceae.
AUGGCGCUAAGUAGUGAUACAGAUGAUAGUAACGACGGCGGUUCAUCUGAUCCACUUACGGUGGAAACUGCCGCCACCAAGAGGCAGCGUUUUAACUUCUCCGACGGAACCCUAACCUCACCGGUACCAUCUUCCUCCGACACGACGCCACUUGCCACUCUUCCGUUUGAGAUUAUGGUAGAAAUUCUCUCUAGGCUUCCCGUGAAGUUCCUCAUGCAACUUCAAUCCGUCUGUAAGUCCUGGAAAUCUCUCAUCUCCGAUCCCAAAUUCGCCAAGAAACACUUUCGCUUGUCAAGAACGCAUCACCAUCUCCUCUUGACCUACACCAACCCCUCUCGCGAGUUUGUCCUCACGGCUUAUCCUGUCUCCUCGGUCUUCACCCAAGUGACUGCCACCGCCACACAGCUAGAGUACCCUCUCAACAAUCGAAACCGAUUUGAUCUAAUUGUUGACUCUUGCCACGGCAUCAUCUGUUUCGCACUCGAUCAACGUUUCGCUCUAUUGUGGAACCCUUCCAUUAGAAAAUUUACCAAAUUGCCCUCUUUGGAUAAUCCAAAACUAAAGGGGAGUUACACUAUAUAUGGAUUUGGCUUUGGCUAUCAUCUUUUCAGUGACUGUUACAAGGUGGUUGCUGUUUACUGCUAUGAAUCUGAUGGCAGUUACAAAACUCAAGUGAAGGUACUUACUUUGGGUGCCAAUGCUUGGAGAAGGAUUCAGGAUUUCCCUUCGGGUGUCCCUUUUGACGCCUCAGGAAAAUUCGUCAGUGGAACUAUUAAUUGGUUGGCAUCUAGAGAUUCAUAUUCUUCAUGGGUCAUUGUUUCUCUUGAUUUGGACAAAGAAUCUUAUCAAGAGUUGUUGCAGCCUGAUUAUGGACAAGUGACUGUGGUUACUUUAUCCUUAGGAGUCUUGAGGGAGUGCUUGUGCAUACUUUCUCAUAGUGAUACUUUUUCAGAUGUUUGGCUUAUGACAGAGUAUGGAAAUAAAGAUUCUUGGACUAAAUUGUUCCAUGUUCCUUACACGGGAGAUGUUGGCUCUUGGCCUUAUACCAAGGCACUAUAUGUUUUUGAGGAUGAUAAGGUACUGCUGGAGUGUCAAUCUGGGUUGGUUGUUUACAAUGCUAGAGAUGCUACUUUUAAAACUCCUGAAAUUCAAAACAUCAAUGGUUGGAUGGUUCCUGAAAUCUAUCAAGAGAGUUUGAUAUCACCUUGUUCUUAA